This is a messenger RNA of Oreochromis niloticus (Nile tilapia), 6272 nucleotides long. RefSeq names its product potassium voltage-gated channel subfamily A member 7-like. The record is from RefSeq and is a predicted model, not a curated record. Gene Ontology annotation, cellular component: membrane; voltage-gated potassium channel complex. Gene Ontology annotation, biological process: action potential; protein homooligomerization; potassium ion transmembrane transport. The transcript is spliced from 3 exons. NCBI's taxonomy places the organism in Eukaryota, Metazoa, Chordata, Actinopteri, Cichliformes, Cichlidae. Gene Ontology annotation, molecular function: delayed rectifier potassium channel activity; protein binding. The coding region runs from base 4014 to 5585 and encodes 523 amino acids.
AAUAAAGUGAUUGAUAUAAUUUGAUAUGAAGUGAGAACACAGUGAAAUCCAAAGCCGUCCAAGAAACUAAAGACUGACAUUAAAUUUGUGACUGGAAGGACAUGGUGUAUAUCAGUGCCAGCAUUUACAAGAAGUUUCCGUUUAAGUCAGUGACUGUUACUUUGAGAAACAGUCACAUAAUGGCAAUCGAUAAAUUUGAGGUCAGCAGUAAUUGUGUCAUGAUAUUUGAGAUUGAGGAUGUAAUCUAAGUCCUAUCUUCCCAGCUUGAUAUCAGAUAACUGUAACUUAUAAUAUUCCUGACACUGGAUACCAACAUACCCCUUCCUGUUCCAAAGGACAGGAACAGGAAUGUCUAUAAAGACAUGGACGAGUGAGUUUGGUGUGGAAGAACUUGACUGGCUUGCACAGAGUCCUGAUCAACCCAAUAGAACACCUUUGGGAUAAAUCAGAGUGGAGACUGUGAACAAGGUCUUCGCAUCUGACCUAAAAAAUGCACUUCUGAGAGAAUCGUCAAAAACUCCCAUAAACACACUCCUAAACCUUGUGGCAAGCCUUCCUAGAAGAGUUAAAGCUGUUAUAUCUUCAAAGGGUGGGCCAACAUCAUAUUAAAUGCUUUGGAAUUAUCACUCAAGUUAUAUGUGUGAAGGCAAAAGAGCGAAUAUUUUUGGCAAUAAAGUGUAUUACUUACUACCUGUAAUAUUGACUGUUUGGAAGAAAAAAAACAGAUAUUUAGAAACCUGGUUGUGAAGCGUCAUUUUGAAGCAUUUUAGUCACAUGCCUGUUGUUGUUUUUUUUACCUCAAAGUGACCAUAUUUGAACGAAGAGCCACUGUGCUAAGUUAUCAGCUAAUGCUAGUUGGCUUUGUUAGCAACCUACAUCCAUAUACUGGUAUGUGUGCAUUGAAUAGAGGCAAACACCCAUUAAUUUGGGCAAACUAAGCAACAGAUACUAAAUUUUCACUUACUAAAGUUCUUUGAAGGGGCUUUUACUAUAGUUAACAAUAUGACACACUGUUUUAUUUCACUAAAAUGCUUCGGAAAGAAGCAACUCAAUUUAGCUGAUGUCAAGUAGCAAAUAGCUAGCCAUUGUCUGUGUCAACAUCAGGGACAGCAUAAAAGAUGGAUGUAGUUACCAUGAUGGUACCCGCUGGUUUCUGAGGUCGUGUUUUUUGAAGCCUUGAGAUGAGUGUUUCUUCCGUUGCCAUCUUGCUUGCUAAAGAGAAAAAAACUACUAGUGAGGGAUAUGUCUGACACGAAAUAUUCAGUGUGUGGAUUCAUACCACAGACAAUUCUCCAUUAAAGAAAAACAACAUAUGACCAAGAUUUACAAAACAAAAUUAAAACAAUAUUUUAAAAAAUACACUACUAUGGGACUGUAAGUCUUUUUUGCAGUCACAGUCACCUAUCUAGUAGCCUGUAGACAGAAAGCAGAUUUAAGACACUUCUGCUGUACCUUAAUUUUUCCAACCCGGAAGCUACGUCUGUCUUAUAUGCUGUCUAGGUUCAGUACUCAUUUCUAUCACUUUUAACUCAAAGCAGCCUCAUUUUGAGAGAAAUUUGUUACCGGGAGAAAGUAGCUAUAGAAACCAAAGCUUGUUGAACCUCUUAAAAGAAAACUUGCUUAGUGGAACAAGAUUACUGCAUAACAUUUGCACUACUGCUGCUUGGAAAAUGAAGGCAGCAAAGCUGGUGCAGGGGCCACAUGCUAAGAAAUAAAAAUGUGGUCUAAUGAAUUGUCUGUUCUUUCUACUCAUGGUUACCAACUGUCGGUUUCAAACUGUGUUGUGAAAUUGUAGUGGUUAUGUGUAGCCAUCCCACGGGAGUCACAAGAUGUAAUGACUGUGCUGCAUAGCUGCACGAACAGCAGAGUUAUACGGCACUAUAUAGAACCAGGAGCAGUCAGGUUAUGAUGAACAUUGCAACACCAAGAACACCACAAAACGAUUGAUUUCCACAAUUUUAACCCAAAACAAAAAAUCUAGCUGAAUUCCCUCUUGCAUUUUAUUGACACUUUAUAUUCACAAAGCGUUGAAGUAUUUGUAUCUGUAUAUGCUUGAGUGUAUUGGUUUGUAAAACAAAUGGUCAUCAGAUUCUUAGUAAGCAGACUGUGAUCAAAUGACAGUGUAUUAUAUCAGCCCGGAUGGCAGUUUGUUUUUUUGCCAACAGCUAUUAGAAAUGUCUGCAGAGGCCUUUUUCAGUUUUUCUCCUUUGUGCCUAAACAUCACCUCCCUCUGGUGGUAAAACAUAGUAGUAGUCCACUUUGGUAGAGAGAGGUUAAUAUCACAAGUAUUGUGUGUGCAGUUAGAAAUAAUCUGUGGUCCUUUACAAUAUGUGACACAUUACUGAAAACAAUUACAGCUUGGUAUUCUUCUUCUAGGGCACAUUUAUCUAUUUUAAUAUAGUUUUAUAUUAUUUCUUUUUUGUUUAUGGGUAACAAAUGACACCUCAGAAAACAGCCCUGUCAUUAAAUGUAACGAUUGCUUGAAUCUGAUUGUUUCUAGUAGAUUAUCUCUCUACAGUCAUGACAGUCCAAAAAAAUAAAAAUCCACAAAGUUAGUAAUAUUCUUCUCGUAUUGUCUGUUUGUAGCGCAUACCCCUGUAAGUUGUCACAGACACUUGAAUGAUUUCCACCCAACUGCAUGAACUAGCAGAUCCGAGGUGUAGGCGGUAGCUCUUUUUUCCCCCACGAAGCCUGUUGUGUGGCACACAGCAAUCGUCAGCAACAGAUUGAGAGUCUGGUGGGGGCUGAUCCUGAUUUAGAGGUGAUGGAGGCAGACAAGGGUCCAAUUUCCUUUGAACUCAAAGUAUCAUUAUUUGUGAAAUGAGGGGGAAUAUGUGAUAUAGCAAAAUAAAACCUACACUGGUAAAUAAUUUAUUAUUGUGCCGCUCCACAAAUAGAAAAACGUGAGCCAGUUUACCCAAUAGGUUUGUGUCACUGCAGACAUUUUUGCACAUUAAAAUAAGAAAAGCACAAGAUGUAUAAAAUAAAAUAAUAAUGGAUGAUGAUUUCACUUGUGUUUGCCAACUUGAAUAAAUGAAGAAAUGUCAAAAGCUAAUUUUUAAUAUGGCUUUGUAAGAAAUUCAAGUGAUUGUGCUUUUUGUAUACUACAAAAAUGUAUUUAAAUGACUGUGAUGUAAAAAGUAAAAUAUAUUUACAGCAACUUAGUAACUAAAACACUGUUGUUGUUGAUUACGGUAGUUGUACUGUAAAAUAACAGCUUCAUGCUGGCAAACAGAUCCAAGUAGUUUAUUGUAAUUUAACAUGAAAUUUUGUUGCAGCAUAUUUCAGUUCACCCCAAUCUCUGGCUGCAGCCUUGGUUUAAGUGAGUGUAAUUGGAGGAGCCUACUGAAGACGCUAGAAAAUGGAAUUAAUUAGAAAGCCUUGAAAAUAUGUUUUCUGUAUGUUCGUUCUAUGACGCUCAAACUCCACAGUUUUGGUUUUUAAUCUACGCAUAUUCAAAUCCAGUCAUUUUGACUUAAUGAAAAACAGCGAGGGUCUUCUGUCAUUCAUACGCCCAUGCUUGUUAGAGGGGGCAAUACCAUGCAGAGGUGACAUUUGAUAGGGAGGUUGAAGGUUGACAUGCCCCCUAGCUAAAAUGGAGGGAAGGGACACGAAGGGGGUGGAGGGGUCCAGCACAGAUCAAAUUUCAACAGGACAGCAUUCCCCCCCAAAAUUUGAAGGCAGACAACGUGAGGCAGUGAGGGACAGGGCGAGAUCCUGGAUGUUCCCGGAGCAAAUAACUGGAAGUAGAGUUUGUGUAAAGUUGAUCAGAGUUAAACCUCUGUGUGACAAGUUAGAUAGCCAAACAAGGGCUUCGUGUUUGUGACAGGCAGACAUGAUGAUAGAGAGGAAGAGAUACAACCUGAUGAGCCGAAGGAGACAGACAAUGUGAUUUUUCACCCCGUCAUUAGCCUCUGCCAACAGCUGUUUUUCUUAGUUUUCUUUUAAGUCCAGGUGUUCAAAAUCUCAAGAGGGUGGUUUGCAGCAUUCCCUCGGUUAGGAUAAAAACAGGGAUGGAAAGCAGGGAUCCACAGUCCAGUGAAGGAGAAGGCAGAGGGAGAGAGAGCGAUGGGGAGAAGGACAAGCAUCUGAAGGACCAGCUCGACAGUGAGGAAAAAGGAGAGAAGGAGAUCAGGGGAAACGAGAAAGAGAAGAAGAAAGAAAAGCGUCGCUCAGGAUCUCUGUGGAGGAAUGGAUGGGCACUGAGUGAAAGACUGGCCAUCAAUGUAUCAGGGAUGCGUUAUGAAACUCAGCUUCGCACCUUAGCCCAAUUCCCUGACUCCCUGCUCGGCGACCCCAGACGAAGGUCACGCUACUUUGACCCACUUCGAAACGAGCUCUUCCUGGACCGCAAUCGAGCCUGCUUUGAUGCCAUUCUGUAUUUUUACCAGUCAGGGGGGAGGCUUCGGAGGCCUGCAAACAUACCCCUGGAUAUUUUCAUGGAUGAGCUGAUAUUCUAUGAGCUCGGAGAGGACAUCAUGAACCGCUUCAAGGAGGACGAAGGUUUUCCAAAAGAAGAGGAGAGGCCUUUGCCGUCCAACAGACUCCAGAGAAAACUGUGGAUGCUGUUUGAGCACCCAGAGUCCUCAUCGGGUGCACGCAUCAUCGCCAUCAUCAGUGUGAUGGUAAUCGUGGUGUCCAUCCUCAUCUUCUGCCUGGAGACACUGCCUGACCUCAGACAUGACAGAGAGGAGCAUCACUCCCAGGCAAAGAACAUGUCUGAGAACAUGCCUGCUGCAUCAAGUUUUUUCCACGACCCGUUCUUUCUGGUGGAGACAAUGUGCAUAUGCUGGUUCUCCUUUGAACUCAUCAUGCGAUUCACUUGCUCCCCCAGCAAAAUGCACUUCUUCAAGGAUGUCAUGAACAUCAUUGAUUUCAGUGCUAUUCUGCCUUAUUUUGUCACUCUGGGAACAGAACUGGUCAAAGACAAUGAUGCCUCUCCAGCCACGUCCUUGGCCAUCAUCAGGGUCAUCAGGCUGGUGAGGGUCUUCAGGAUCUUCAAGCUGUCUCGUCACUCCAAGGGCCUCCAGAUUCUUGGUCAGACACUGCGGGCAAGCAUGCGUGAGCUGGGUCUUCUUAUCUUCUUCCUGUUUAUUGGCGUCAUCCUCUUCUCCAGUGCUGUCUACUUUGCUGAAGCUGACCACAACAAAACAGACUUUGUCAGUAUACCACAUGGCUUCUGGUGGGCAGUUGUCACUAUGACUACAGUAGGCUAUGGUGACAUGUACCCAGCAACAGUGUGGGGCAAGAUGGUGGGCUCUAUGUGCGCCAUUGCUGGUGUUCUUACCAUUUCGUUGCCUGUUCCUGUCAUUGUGUCCAACUUCAGCUACUUUUACCAUCGAGAGACUGAAUGCGAGGACCGAAGUGAGUACACUCAUGUCGAAACUAGCCUAUGGGAGGAUGAGGAGGCCGAACGAGAGGAUUUUGAGGAAGAUGGCCAGGAUCCAGAGGGAGAUUAUUAUGCCAGUGAAGGUAUUUGCAGCCCUCUAAAUGGGACUUUGCUUGGUGGAUUGUGUACAGGACAGAGUAUAGAGUACAGGGGAGGAAAUAUGUAUCUGAGGGAACCACUGGUUACUCAAGUUUAAGGAGGAAGUUUUGUACCCUCUGACAAAACCAUCAAACCAAAAAAAGUUCAUGAUUCACAAUUAAGUUAAAAUAUAUUUAAAGGUUCUGAAGUCCUGACAAGUGAACCAACAAAUGCUAGUUUGUGCAAUUUCAAUUUAAUGCUCAUAUACCUCCUAACAACCUAAUAUUGCCUUUGUUAUUUGCUGGAACACUAACCAGUCAAAUGUCACUGAAAAGCAAUUUUUGCAUAAUACUGGUUUAAAAAACAAAUGUUUUACAUUCUCAGGGUUGUGAUAUUAAUGAAAUACAAGCUUUUAUUUAUUAAUGCUGUCAGCUUGUGUUUGAGAUGACUUCCUGAAUGUCUUGUGUCUUGAAACUAUAAUGUCUUAGUUCUUGUGCCGGAAAGUUUGAAAUGAAAGCAGAUAGAUCAUAGACGAUAUGAAUGUCACGUCUUUUCAGAACUCAACCAAAUACCAGCUGAGCUGUCAAUGAAGACAGACUAAGAUCUCUCAUACGACACCUUUCACAUUCUCAGUAUUGUUCUAUAAGUAUAAUGUUUGCAUAUUUGAUUUUUUUUUUAGUUCUGGCUUAUAUAUUACCUGAAAUGCCAGUGUUAAAUAAUUGAUUUGACUGCCAUGGCAAACGUUCUGUAUUUAUCUGCUUGAUUAAUGCAUUCAGUGUUUUUGAUAAAGAUUAUAUUUUAAUAA